Messenger RNA from Pantherophis guttatus, 1108 nucleotides. It is a transcript of the gene TNNT2, whose product is annotated as troponin T2, cardiac type. Lineage: Eukaryota; Metazoa; Chordata; Lepidosauria; Squamata; Colubridae. Gene Ontology annotation, molecular function: troponin C binding; troponin I binding; tropomyosin binding. Gene Ontology annotation, biological process: regulation of muscle contraction; sarcomere organization; cardiac muscle contraction. The record is from RefSeq and is a predicted model, not a curated record. Gene Ontology annotation, cellular component: troponin complex.
AUGUUUGGUAGGUUUUUUAAGAUAUUCUUAACAAGUUCUAAUGUUGUUCUCCUUUCUUUCUUGGUUUAUCUUGCUGCAGAAGACUGUAUUGAAGAAGAAGAAGAAGAAGAACAAGUGGAAGAAAUCAAGGAAGAUGCAGAAGAAGCCAUAGCAGAAGAACCCGAAGAGCAAGCUAAAGAACAUGAAGAAGGGGAAUCAAAGCCCAAACCCAAAUUGUUCAUGCCUAAUCUGGUCCCUCCAAAGAUCCCUGAUGGAGAGAGAGUAGACUUUGAUGAUAUUCACCGGAAACGAAUGGAAAAAGAUCUGAAUGAAUUACAAACUCUAAUUGAGGCUCAUUUUGAGAAUCGAAAGAAGGAAGAAGAAGAGCUGAUCUUCCUCAAGGACAGAAUUGAGCAGCGGCGAGCUGAACGAGCUGAACAACAACGGAUCCGUAGUGAGCGAGAGAAGGAACGCCAGGCCCGUCUGGCUGAAGAGAGAGCUCGAAAAGAGGAGGAAGAAGCUAGGAAGCGGGCUGAAGAGGAUGAGAGGAAGAAAAAAGCUUUCUCCAACAUGCUUCAUUUUGGAGGCUACCUUCAGAAGACAGAGAAGAAAAGUGGGAAGAAACAAACAGAGCGGGAAAAGAAGAAAAAGAUCCUCACUGAGCGUCGUAAACCCCUGAAUAUUGAUCAUUUGAAUGAAGACAAGUUGAGGGAAAAGGCCAAGGAACUGUGGCAGAGCAUUCAUGAACUCGAGGCUGAGAAAUUUGAUUUACAGGAAAAGUUCAAAAGGCAGAAAUACGAGAUUUCCAUACUUACUGCACGCUGUGAUGAGUUAAGCAAGUACUCCAAGGCUGCCCGUGGAAAGCCUGUGGUUGGUGGCCGAUGGAAGUGAAAUGUGUAUCCUGUCGAGACUCUGAAGACAGCCAUUCAAUACAUUUGAUCCACUCUCCCAGUCUGUGUGGUCCAGAUAACUGCACCAACUUGUCUAGAUUUUCCAGAACAAUCUGCUUUCUAAAGGCCUCACUCUAUAACUGCACAGCUCCAGCACUGCACGAUGGAAAUGGACAGAUUACCUGUCACUCAAGUUAAUACAUUUGUGUCUGUAAAUAAAGCAACUCAAAAAGCUGUAA